Aspergillus pseudoviridinutans is the source of this 522-nucleotide messenger RNA. RefSeq lists its product as uncharacterized. The coding region runs from base 1 to 522 and encodes 173 amino acids. NCBI's taxonomy places the organism in Eukaryota, Fungi, Ascomycota, Eurotiomycetes, Eurotiales, Aspergillaceae. The transcript has a single exon. The record is from RefSeq and is a predicted model, not a curated record.
AUGAAGUCAACGGUCGAGCAAUUCGACACCGACAAGAUGAUCGAGAUGUGGCAAAGCAGGGUCUGCAGUAAAGGCUGCAAGCCCACGUUCUCAGACUUUGACUUUCUCCGUGACAAGUUCGGUAUUCCCAUCAUCAAGGCCGAGUCUGAAAAGAUAGGCGUCUCAAACCUGACUCCUCACUAUAUCCACCUGAUGAAUGCGGGCAAGGACAUGGCUGAAAGGAAGUGUGAGACCAGCAAGUUUGGCGAUCAAGAUCUAUGUCAGAACCCAAGCAUGCUCAAGGAGCUUUUCAGCUGCAUGAGGAGGAAUAUUUGGUCACUUGCACUGUCGCAGCUCAGCGACGUGCUUCCGAUCUUACUGGCCAAUCCCUGCAAGAUCCAAGAAGAUUACAUCCGAAAGCCCGAGGUUCUCGAGCAGACAAUUCCUGCUUACAUGGAUGACUACGCCAGUAGAUGCAACGAGGAAAGGUUUGUCGUCCUUCAGGUGCAAGGGGAGAAUUCGAUUCUGACAUUGUCUAGGUAG